GCGCGAUUGCACCUAUUAUUUUCUUCUCCCGCAAGCAAGAAAUGAAGAGCCGCCUGAACGUGUGUUGAUCAAUCUAAAAUAUUUACACGGGGAAACAGAUUUGCUCAUACACCGGUGGUUUUAUACAUGGAGGCACACGACACCUAGCUAGCAUUCUCGCCAGGCUGCGGGGUCCGCCAUCGGGGGAUAGGAGGCCGAGAAAACGGCAGACUAGCAGGACAUGCAAAAGUGCUUUUGUAUGUAAAAGCUAGCUGGCUUAGCAGGGCAUUGGAGGAGCAAAACGUUCAAGAGUUUUCCAGGACCCCACCAUUUGCAGAAAGGGUUACAUCUGCUCUCAACCACACCGAGCAGCUGUCAGGAUGGCGCACCUCCGCGACAUGCAGAAUCAGAAUUCACGCCUGGACCCAGAGGAGUAUUUCACAAAGCAGGAACGCAUUGGGAAGGGUUCUUUUGGUGAGGUCUACAAGGGCAUCAACAAUCGCACCAAAGAGGUGGUCGCCAUCAAGAUCAUUGACCUGGAGGAGGCAGAAGAUGAGAUCGAAGACAUUCAGCAAGAAAUCACAGUUCUCAGCCAGUGUGACAGUCCAUAUGUCACCAAGUAUUAUGGCUCAUUUCUAAAGGGAACUAAACUGUGGAUUAUCAUGGAGUAUUUAGGAGGCGGCUCUGCUUUAGAUUUACUGAAACCAGGGCCCCUCGAGGAGACGUACAUUGCCACUAUACUGAGAGAGAUUCUAAAGGGACUGGAAUACUUACAUUCAGAGAGGAAGAUUCACCGCGAUAUCAAAGCUGCCAACGUGCUGCUGUCCGAGCAGGGGGAUGUGAAGCUGGCAGAUUUCGGCGUGGCAGGGCAGCUCACAGACACCCAGAUCAAGAGAAACACGUUUGUGGGAACUCCAUUCUGGAUGGCUCCCGAGGUCAUCAAACAGUCUGCCUAUGACUUUAAGGCGGACAUUUGGUCCUUGGGAAUUACAGCAAUCGAACUGGCAAAAGGGGAGCCCCCGAACUCUGACCUGCACCCGAUGCGAGUGUUGUUUCUUAUACCCAAGAAUCCUCCCCCCACACUGGAGGGCUCCUAUAGCAAACCCUUCAAAGAGUUUGUCGAGGCCUGCCUCAAUAAAGACCCUCGCUUUCGGCCCACCGCCAAGGAGUUACUGAAGCAUAAAUUCAUCACGCGCUACACCAAGAAGACUUCCUAUCUGACAGAGCUUAUUGACCGAUACCGCCGUUGGAAAUCUGAAGGCCAUGGUGACGAGUCCAGCUCGGAUGAUUCUGACAUGGAUGGCGAUAGUGAUGACAGAGACCAGUGUCCUGUGUGGACGUUCCCUACAGUCCGGCCCAGCUCCAUGAAUAAGCUCCAGAAGGGUUACACAAACACCGAGGCAGCUGAGACUGUACAGAGGCAGCCGAAGUCACAAUGUCUGUCAGCGCUGGUCUCUCCCAUCUUCAGAGAGUUGAAGGAGAAGAGGAGGGCUUGUGGAGGUGGAAUGGGUGCCAUAGAGGAGCUGGAGAAUGCUUUUAACCUGGCAGAGGAGUCGUGCCCUGGUAUCUCUGACCUUCUGGUCACACACAUGAUGGAGAGAGUGUGCAGGUUUGCUCUAAAUGGCAACACCACAACAUCGUCACGGUGAAACCUCGCCCCCUCCCCCUUACCCUAAACCACCGGAGCCCCAUCAGGACCACAACACAAAUGCCCUCCCCACAACCUCUCUUAAACGCCCCCUCCAGAGAUCUUUUAAUUAGUUAUGAUUAAAUAUUUUUACAAUUUUCUUUAUAGAAUGGAAAGUAUUUAAGAGAAAAGCCAUGUCAUUGAGCGAACUGUGUUUACCUGUUAGAUCAAAAAUCCUAUUAUAAAGUGUUUAUGGAAACAU
Molecule: messenger RNA, 1868 nt
Organism: Triplophysa rosa
Lineage: Eukaryota; Metazoa; Chordata; Actinopteri; Cypriniformes; Nemacheilidae
Gene: stk25b
Product: serine/threonine kinase 25b
Exons: 11
Coding region: 360-1628 (422 amino acids)
Biological process (GO): protein phosphorylation
Molecular function (GO): protein kinase activity; ATP binding
Source: RefSeq, a predicted model, not a curated record